Messenger RNA from Acipenser ruthenus (sterlet), 3119 nucleotides. Its product is annotated as F-BAR and double SH3 domains protein 1-like. Lineage: Eukaryota; Metazoa; Chordata; Actinopteri; Acipenseriformes; Acipenseridae. Gene Ontology annotation, cellular component: neuromuscular junction; recycling endosome. Bases 150 to 2276 code for a protein of 708 amino acids. Gene Ontology annotation, molecular function: protein binding. The transcript has 20 exons. Gene Ontology annotation, biological process: neuromuscular synaptic transmission; regulation of actin filament polymerization. The record is from RefSeq and is a predicted model, not a curated record.
CGCCCCGCCUCCUCUAGAGUCCUGUUAACAGAGCGGUGGAGAGAACGAGAGAGCUUCGGAAACAGGGGAGGUUUUACCUCGGAAACGAGAAACGAGUGAGAGAGAGAGGCAGAAACACGGCGCCGAGGAGAGCACUAGAGAAACGGAGAAUGCAGCCUCCACCGAGAAAGGUGAAGGUGACCCAGGAGGUGAAGCUGACCUUUGCUGAACAAGCGGCCAAACUUCAGAGCAAGCAGCAGCAGGAGAGUGAGCUCCUGGAGGAGAUCCGGUCCUUCAGUAAACAGAGAGCUGCCAUUGAGAAGGACUAUGGCCAGGCUCUGCACAGACUGGCCUCCCAGUACAUGAAGAGGGACGGGCUUCGUGGGAGAGGGGAGCCCAGUGACAGCAGAAGUGUGUUCACGGUGUGGAGGUCCCUGAUUGAAGCCACUGUCCACACCAGCCUGUCCAGAGUCGCUGCGUCCGAGAACUACCGCGCCUUGACCAGCGAGACCACCAGGACCCUGCGAGCGGCCAAGGAGCAGCGCGCCAAGAAGAGCUCGGAGCAGCUGCUGUGUGUGCAGGGUGAGCUGGUGGAGGCGGUGCGGGAGCUGAGCAAGGUGAAGAAGCGCUAUUACCACCUGGAGCGCAUCACUGAGCUCGCCCGGGACAAAUCCAAAAAGAAUGACUAUGGGAUUUUCCAUUUCAGAACAACCCUGCAGAAGUUGAACACAAAGCUGAGCAAUCGGCUGUCUGAGUGCAACCUGCAGCUCACUGAGGCUCGUAACGAGUACCUUCUUACCCUGGCCGCUGUGAACUCACACCAGGAGCACUAUCACAGCAAGGACCUGCCGGCUCUCAUCAAGGACCUGGAUGGGGACCUGUACGAGCGGCUGAGGGAGCACUUCACCCUGCUGAGCCAGACUGAGAUCGACAGCUGUCAGGCAACGCAGAGCGCCUUCCUCGGGGUCCUGCAGGACUCCUGCCAGGUGUCUCGAGAGCACGACCUCCAGCUCUUUCUUCAGGAGAACCCUGUCAUCACCAAGGCACCCGUCUUCCUGUUCCAGGGGGCACCCAGCGACAAGGUGUGCGGUCUGGUCCAUCAGGGCAGUGCCCAGGGGGGGGAAAGCUGUCUGGAGAAGGAGGCGCGGAAAUGGGCGACCAAAGCAGCCAAGGACUAUAAAAUCAAAACCCACGGAGAAAGGGUUCUGCAGACGCUGGAGAAGCGCAGGAAGUUGGUCUCCGAGGACGAGCUGGCAGGCGUGGAGCGGAAGAUGGAGGAGGUGAAGGAGAGCGUCCGCAAGGCUGAGGUGAGCCGGGUGAAGGCAGACUCUCGUCUGGCUCUCCUGCGAUUGGCCGGUGUGGAGACGGACUCCUGGGUGACAAGCGCCAUGAGCCAGGCCAACGAGGAGCUGGAGAGCGAGCGGCGGCUGAGCGAGGCACGGCUCUCCAACGGAGCCAUCUCCCCCCUGGAGGAUGAGUUUGAUUUCGAGGAUUUUGACGACGGUGAGAUUUUCACAGAGUUUGCACCGAGCCCCUGCCCCCGCAGCUACCCCCUGCCCUGCCGGGUUCUCUACAGCUACCAGGCCUGCCAAGCAGACGAGCUGUCCAUCACGGAGGACGAGGAGCUGGAGGUGAUAGAGGACGGAGACAUGGAGGACUGGCUCAAGGCUCGGAAUGCUUCAGGGCAGGUGGGGUACGUGCCCGAGAGGUACUUGCAGUUCCCGAGCCUGUCAGCAGGGGACGCUGUGUCGCAGAGAGUCCCAGGGAGCCCUGUCUCAGGGAGGUCGCUGGGGUCCCAGGGGAGAGGCUCACAGACAUGCACGGGAGGCCUGGCCCGGGCGCUCUACCCGUACUGUGGGCAGAGUGGGGAGGAGCUGUCCUUCCCUGAGGGGGCUGUGAUCCGGCUGCUGCGCUGCGGAGACGUCCAGGUGGACGACGGCUUCUGGGAGGGGGAGCUGAACGGGAGAGUCGGGGUGUUCCCCUCCCUCGUGGUGGAGCUGCUGGGAGAGGAGGAGGAGGAGGAGGAGGAGGAGGAGGAGGAGGCGGGGAAGGAGCUGUUGUCCUCUGGCCCUCCUCCCUUCUCCCCCCCGCUCCCCAUCCUUGGAGCCUCAUCACUGCCAGUCCCGGGGAGUACGCCACCUAGGGGACUGGAGGACAGGCUGCAGGGGACUCCGCUGGGGUUGCUCAGGCGGCCUGACAGCAGAGCAGACAGUGGCAGCAGUGCCCACAGCUCCCCCGAUCACUCCCCCCGGCGGGCCAGGCCGGUUCGUGCGCCCCUCCCCCAGCCCCAGCUCUGACGAGCACUUUGUCUGAGUAGAACCAGCCUGCAUCACUGACUGAGACGUUCCACAGCGCUGCCACACGCCCGCCUCUCGCUGGGCUGCCACACGUCCGCCUCUCGCUGGGCUGCGUCGCACACACCAUGCCUCUCAUUUCCUGUGUGCGCUAGACAGUCGCUCCCAGCACAACAUCUGCACACUUCUGUUACGUCUCGUAUCUCCCGUCCACGCAUUCCAACCCUGGAACCACAGAGCUGGAAGAUCUAGAAGAGGAAUUCUGGGGGGGGGUUCUCUUUCUUUUAGGAGUUGCAUUUAAUAUAUUGAAAAGAAUAUUCUACUUUAUAUUUAUUAUUAUUAUUCUAAUUAUUAUUAUUCUGGGUUUAUUUUUGUUGUAUGUGAAAUGUUUGACCUCCUGCCUCAAUAAUGCCAGUCCCCUGCAGCUGGGUGUGCAGGUGUAGCUCACUUGGCUGGCACACUUGUCUCGCAGUUUUAUUUAUUUUGUUGGUAUAAAAAACAAGCAAUUGAAAUGCAAACCAACAAAUACUGCUCUACCUGAACAUUAUUAUUAUUAUUAUUAUUAUUAUUAUUAUUAUUAUUAUUAUUAUUAUUAUUUUUAUUUUUAAAUAAUUAUUUUAAUUUUGUUUGCAGUUUUUAUUGAAUCCGUUUUUUUCAGUUGCAUGUUUCACCUAUGUGUUGUCAAAGGGCCCGUCUCAUUUCAAAUUGUUACCCGCGGACAUGCCUGUGUACCCCGAUACUGUGAACAAUGGAAGUUGGUUUCCAUUAAGCUUGCUAUGCAGAACCCUGUGUGCCAGUGUGUUUGCAAUGUUCACUUUUAUGGACCCAAUAAAAAUAACAAUCUCA